Molecule: messenger RNA, 1473 nt
Organism: Sorex fumeus (smoky shrew)
Lineage: Eukaryota; Metazoa; Chordata; Mammalia; Eulipotyphla; Soricidae
Gene: CEP44
Product: centrosomal protein 44
Exons: 11
Coding region: 192-1304 (370 amino acids)
Cellular component (GO): centrosome; spindle pole
Source: RefSeq, a predicted model, not a curated record
GUCUAUGCUACCUCCCCCGGGCUGGGCUAGGCGGGACCGGGGGCUGUGGGUUCCGCAGGGGCUGCAGGUCAGGCUGGAUCGCGCAUCGAUCGCUGCUCCGCGCUGCCUGCACGAAGAAGCGGCCGCACGGGCAGGCGAAAAAUUAGAUUUUGAUUUCAAGAGCUGGAACAAAAUAUUAUGUUAAAUGUUAAAUGAUGGCAACCGGUGACUUAAAGAGAAGCUUACGGAAGUUAGAACAAGUGCUUCGCUCACUAAAUUAUCCUAAAGAGGUGGAUUGUCUAGGUUUGGUAAAGGGUGAUACGGCCGCCUCUCUGCCCAUCAUCAGCUAUUCCCUUACCUCAUACUCGCCUUAUAUCGCGGAACUCCUGCUGGAAUCCAACGUAGAGCUCCUGGCCAAGAAUGACUUGUGCUUUAUAGACACUGUUUAUAAGCUUCUUCGUGAUCAGUUUAAUUAUAAACCAAUCUUGACGAAAAAGCAAUUUCUCCAGUCUGGAUUUGCAGAGUGGAAAAUCCAGAUUAUUUGUGAUAUUUUGAAUUAUGUGAUGAAAAAGCACAAGGAGUUGGCUGGUUCUGAGAAGUCGCAAACACAACAAAGAAAGAAAAGCAGUUCUAAUAAGCCAGAACCUGCAAAAACCAGUGAGAUAUUAUCUGCAGAAUCCGUUGGCAUUGAUAUCACGGGCAGGUUUAUGACUUCAGGGAAGAAGCAAGCUCUGGUGAUCCGUCACUUGUAUAAUGAAGAUGCUAUUAAUGUUCCCGAUGAACCAUUAGCACCUGUCAUGAAGACUAGUGAAAUCUGUGAUACGUGUGAUGCAAAAGCUUCUGAAAUAAAGAAACCUGAAAUGAAGGAUGCUGAAGUCAAUACUGACCAAGAAGAUUUAAAACUUGAUCCCAAGAUUAUAGCACUGCAGACUAUGCUCACUGAAUGCCAAGAGAAGCUCGAGAAAUUGGCUUUUAUCGAGAGCAGAAUAGACUCCUUAGAAGAGAAACUGAAAGGACAGGUGAUGGUGAAUGAGAAAUCCUGGACCAACCUUAUGAGUCGCGUCACCCUUCUUGAAACAGAAUUGCUUUUGUUUAAAAAGAAGGAUGAAUCUGAGAAGUAUAAUGAAAUGUGUGAAAACUCGGCAUCUAGAAGUGACAUGGAAAGCCAGAGCCCUGUUUCCCCAUUGGUUAUGGCUCCAAGGAACUCAGCUGUGACUUACUGUGGUGUGAGAGAUUUCUCAGAGGAAACAGCAAUCCAGAAAAUGGAAAGGAUGAAAAAAAUGUUUGAGGAAACUGCAGAAUUACUGAAAUUUCCAAAUCACUAAUUAUAGAAAUUGCUUCAUAGCUUCCCUGGGACUUUGAUUUCUGUACAUGUUGUACAUUUUAAUAUAAAAUUUUAAUAUACUACAAUAUUUUUAUGAAGAAUUUGAAUUCCACUUGACAUAAGAGCUUUUCCACCCAGUACUGAAUAAAUAUGAUCUAUUUUUGUUCCAG